UAUAGUACGAUCUUUCUUCUGCUCCUUGGUCAUAUUGCUAUCUAUGGUUCGUGCUGACGCGGCGAUUGCUGAUUGGCCAUGCUGUUUUCCGCCGUCAAAGGCUGAGUGAGAGACAGACAGAGACAUGUGACCCGGAAACUGAGUUAGACCGCAAGAGCUAGUUGCACCGAUAGUGAUAGGUCGUUGUUUUGCAUACAAAAUGUCUUUUGGCCACUAAGCUUUGAAGUGUGGGUUCUUUUUAAAGACCGCGGAAGAGGCUGAGGGCAGGAGAGGCAAAAGCUUGAAAGAAAUCCAAUGAUAUCUACAGAGAGAAUUUGUUGCAUUGAGCAACUACAAAGAAAGUGAUUAAGAGAUGCAAGUCCAGUACAGGAGGGUAAAAUGGAUGGAAGUAUUGUGGUGCAUCCGUCACUUGAAGAAAGGAACCAAAGGGACGCUGUAGAGGCCAUGCCUCAAAACAGUGUGGAAGAUGAGCUGAAAGAGGUGUUACCUGUAGAAGUUGAAACUACUAUAGUGAAGAACCAGGAAAACACUGAGGGUGUGUCUUCUACAGCAUUGUCUCCUUGUAGCCCAGAACCCAAACCUCUGCCCCUAAGGACCCUUUCUUCUACAGAAAUGGAUUGUGUGGAGGGUACAGAGGUCAGAGUAUCAACAGAAACAUUGGACCAGAGCAAAAUAAAUGAGACUAAAGAAGGUAGCGCACAAGAGGAAAAUGGGCGGAUUAAGCAGGGACCUAAAAGGGUGACAUUCCCUUGUGAUGAUGAUAUUGUGUCUGGUGCCCUUGAACCCAAAGAUCCAUGGAGGCAUGCUCAGAAUGUUACAGUGAAUGAUGUGAUCACAUCCUAUACCCAGGCCUGCCAGAAGCUCAACUGCAAGCAAAUUCCAAAACUUAUCCGACAGCUAGAGGACUUGACUGAUCUCUCAGGGAGAGUUGAAACUCUGGAUCUCAAAGGAGAACGUCUGGACCACAAAGCAUGUGAAGCUCUGGAAGAAAUUUUUAAAAGAGUGCAGUUUAAGAUGGUGGAUCUUGAGCAGACCAACUUGGAUGAGGAUGGUGCUUCUGCUCUGUUUGACAUGAUCGAGUAUUAUGAGUCAGCAACUCACCUCAACAUUUCCUUCAACAAGCACAUUGGUACUAGAGGCUGGCAGGCUGCAGCACAUAUGAUGCGUAAGACCAACUGUCUGCAGUAUCUGGAUGCACGCAAUACACCAUUAUUGGACCACUCUGCACCAUUUGUGGCCCGUGCACUCCGCAUUAGCAGCAGCUUAACGGUACUACAUCUUGAAAACACCAGCCUGUCUGGGAGACCCUUAAUGUUACUGGCUACAGCUCUGAAGAUGAACAUAGUGUUGCGGGAAUUAUACCUUGCUGAUAACCGUCUCAACAGCCUGCAAGAUUCUGCUCAGUUGGGGAAUUUACUAAAAUUCAACAGUUGUAUCCAGAUUUUGGACCUGCGGAACAAUCAUAUUAUGGAUUCAGGUUUGUCAUACAUCUGUGAGGGAAUAAAGGAACAGCGACAGGGACUGGUCACCCUGGUCCUUUGGAAUAACCAGUUGACUCAUGCUGGCAUGGUUUACAUGAGUCUAUGUCUGCCUCAUACUCAGACUCUAGAAACUUUGAACCUGGGCCAUAAUGCAAUUGGUAAUGAAGGUGUCCGGCAUCUUAAAAAUGGUCUGAUUGGUAAUCGCAGCGUUCUUCGACUUGGCUUGGCAUCCGCUAAACUUACCUGUGAAGGUGCAGUAGCUGUUGCAGAAUUUGUUGCUGAGUCUCCCCGUCUCCUUCGCCUUGACCUACGGGAAAAUGAAAUCAAGACAGGGGGUUUAAUGGCACUUUCACUUGCUCUUCGUGUUAAUCAGUCGUUGCUGAGGUUGGACCUUGACAGAGAGCCAAAAAAAGAGGCGGUUAAAAGCUUCAUAGAAACUCAACGGGCCCUCUUAGCUGAGAUCCAGAAUGGGUGUCGGCGAAACUUUGUUUUGGCAAAAGAAAAGGAAGAACAGCUCCAACAAUCUGCCUCCAUGACAGAAAUUGCUAGUCCAGCACUUGAAGACUCUAGCACAGGCCCUGAGGAGUCUAAUAAUUCUGUUGAGGAUUCCAAUCAAGCCCCUGAAGAUGCAAAUGCUACUCCAGUGGAUUCAGAAGAUGGUGAGAUCACUACUACUAAAGAGUCUAUGGGAGAUGGAGAUGAAUCAGACUCUGAUACAGAGGAAGAAGAGAAGGAGGCAGCAGUAGAGCCCAAACCAAAGGAGAGCCCUGGGCAGGUGACUGUAUCUAGCCCUGGAAGAGGCCACAAAGUUUUUUUGGUAACAAGAGUAGAAAACCCAAACUCUACAGAGGAGGAUAAGAAAUUACCAGAGCUGACAAAGCCUCUUAAUGAAGAGGUGGUGUCCCCAGGAAGCAAUGCUCUUGCUAAUGGACUAGAGCAGGAAGCAGGCAAAGUAACACCAUGUUGUGAUGACAAGGAUUCUCUUGGGAUUUAUAGUGAUAGUGAGCUGGAGGAUUUGUUACGCGAUGCUUCUACAGAGCCUGACCCUGCACUGAACGCUAUAACACUAUAAGGAUCAGCUGUUUGGGCUGUAUGGUGUACCUUUUUUCACCUUCCCAAAUCCUUUUACAAUCCCAUUUCUCUCGCCUUAAGGAAUGGGGGCCUGUAGGAUCGGCGCACACGGGUUUCCUUAUGAAGACUUUCAGUUCAUCCGGUUUCCACUUCCUUAUACAAUGGCAAUAAGGGCACAUUGGAGUUUGUAUUGGGUAAGGGAUUUGCAAAGUGGAAAAAACGCUAUGAGGUUCCACCCAGCUGGAGAUUUCCAGUGCAAAGAUGAGACCCUACUUGGUACAAGAGGAAGAAUCCAUGUAGCUGCCCAUGUUAUUUGGACUGUUACUUGCUGUGGGAUUUCUCUGUGGGUUCAGUAAUUUCAAAACAUUCUUUGAAGCUCAGUAGUUAUUCAUGAUGCUUCCUCAUGGUCUAUUGAAAGUCCUGUUAUUGGCAGGAGAGAGGUAAUGGUUUUCUGGGAACUAGGACUGUUUGAUAGAAAUACCACUUGUAGGUCAAGCUGAUUUGUGGCCUCCUGUUUAUGUCAGAAAACAAUAGUUUUAGAUUUCACUACACUCAUUGCACUGUCUGACCAUUAGUAUCCCAUUCCUGGGAAAAAAUGUUUUGUCUGUCUGUUCCAAACAUCACUACAUUGCCCUAGACUGGCAACACUCGAGGACAAGCCCUGCACAAGCCCCACAAUAAAGUGGGAAAAGGCCAAAGAUGAGCUAACAGCAUAUCCCUGCCACGUGAAGAGCAGUUUAUUCUCUAAUUAUUUCACACAUCCCAUCACCUGUAGCUUAUCCGUUGUUUUAAGAGGGACCGUUCGUGGCACUCCAAAACCUGAAGGUGGGUGGAAAGUUGGAAAGUGGUCACAACAUUUAAGAAAACUACUGGAAGCAGCUUGUUAUAGGGGCAUUAGAUUAGGGUGUGUCCUUCUUAAUGUAAGGAUAUUGUCUUAACCCUGUGUGGGGGCAGUAACUAAGAACCAUGUAAAACCCUGUGCUUUUCCUCCAACCCAUAAUAUGUCUGCAAUAGGGUAAAUGCUGUGUAGCUUGUAUGACCUUGGAGUGUUGUCUUCUUGUAAAUAUAAUGGUGUAGACUCUAAUUCUGUAGAGCCUACAUAUGACUUGGAUGGUGGUUAUCUUGUCCAUCUUGCUCCUCAGCAUGCCAAGUCUACAACAUAUUUGUAUAGUUACACACACACACUUACUUUUAAGUUGUAUCUUUUUUCAUAUUUUCCCCUUUUCUGCCAGUCAUUUGAGUACUUGUUAACACACUGUCCAGAAAGAGCAUGUUUCCCAGUACCAUGCCUUGAGUUCCCUUCACUCUUGGCAUGAGAUUUCUUCAAAUAAAUCAUAAAUCAAUAAAUCGUGAUUUUUUUUUAACCCCAUGAGAACAUCUAUUUUGUAUUGGUUUGGGGAAAGAGAUAUUUAAAGGAAUGGCAGGGGAACAUAGUUAUCUAAAGGUCUGUUACAACUGGUUUGCUCCUAGUUUUAGCUAAACGAGCCACUGGCAAAGCUUAAAAGGUUUUGCCUCCCUACACUGAGAGAUACUUUGUAUGUCAGUGAUCAUGUGACUCCGUUUUAAACUAAAACACUUUUCUGUUUUACUUUGGCAUGGGUGGGAUAAGAGUUUGCUGCUUCAGGGCUAAAAUAGGUGAUCUCAUACAUUUAGUGUAGGGUUGUUGAAUGUAAAUGAUUUAUGCUGAUUAUUAUUCUUGCUCCUUAUUUCAACAGUUGGCUGCUUUAUGUAUUUUCUCUUCUUACAGAAUGACCAGUUUAUCACUUGCUGCACAUUGAAAUCGUCUGCGUGAAUGUGUGUAGAACAUUUUAUAUGUAAUUUAUUGUUCUAGCCAAUAUUUAUAAAAAGCCGCGUGUGUGUGUGUGUAUGUACAUACAGUAUGUGCAUAUACAUUCCACUCAAUAUUAUACACUAACAAACCUUACAGGUUUCCCUAAAUAUUUUACCUGUCCCCUCACCUGUGGGGUCUCAUUGGGGCCACCUGACCAAACAGAUUUUUUUUUUUAACCCCAAAUGCAAUUCUAAAGGUGUUAAAUGGGAAAUGCAAGCUUCCCUAUGUGCAAUAUAAUCCCUAUGUAUACACCUACACUACACACUACCCUGCUGAUGUAGGGUUACCCAGUAUAUACAACCUUUAAACUGUGCUGUGUUUUAAAAGGGUUUUCUUCCUAUUAGCAAAUAAAAUGAUUUCCUAUAUACUUUGAA
Molecule: messenger RNA, 4757 nt
Organism: Xenopus tropicalis (tropical clawed frog)
Lineage: Eukaryota; Metazoa; Chordata; Amphibia; Anura; Pipidae
Gene: ppp1r37
Product: protein phosphatase 1 regulatory subunit 37
Exons: 13
Coding region: 379-2553 (724 amino acids)
Source: RefSeq, a predicted model, not a curated record